AUGGGGGAGAUGGAGACCUUCGCAUUCCAGGCGGAGAUCAACCAGUUGCUGAGUCUCAUCAUCAACACCUUCUACUCCAACAAGGAGAUCUUCCUGCGCGAGCUGAUUAGCAACGCCUCGGAUGCACUCGAUAAGAUCUGGUUCGAGGGUCUCACCGACAAGAGCAAGCUGGACGCCCAGCCGGAGCUCUUCAUCCGCCUCGUGCCUGACAAGGCGAACAAGACGCUUUCCAUCAUCGACAGCGGCAUCGGCAUGACCAAAGCUGAUCUGGUGAACAAUUUGGGCACUAUCACACGAUCUGGAACCAAGGAGUUCAUGGAGGCACUCCAAGCCGGCAUGGAUGUGAGCAUGAUUGGUCAAUUUGAUGUCGGUUUCUACUCCGCCUACCUGGUCGCCGAGAAGGUUAUUGUGACAACCAGGCACAAUGACGACGAGAAGUAUAUCUGGGAAUCACAAGCCGGUGGUUCAUUUACUGUCACAAGAGACACAGCCGGCGAGCAGCUCGGCCGGGGAACCAAAAUCACCCUCUACCUCAAAGAGGACCAGCUGGAAUACUUGGAAGAGAGGAGAAUUAAGGAUCUGGUGAAGAAGCACUCGGAGUUCAUCAACUAUCCGAUCUAUUUAUGGACAGAGAAGACCACCGAGAAAGAAAUUAGUGACGAUGAGGACGAUGAGGAAUCGAAGAAGGAAGAGGACAGCGACAUUGAAGAAGUCGACGAAGACAAGGGCAAAAAGUCCCAGAAGAAGAAGGUGAAAGAAGUCUCCCACGAAUGGCAGUAGAUCAAUAAGCAGAAA
Zingiber officinale is the source of this 795-nucleotide messenger RNA. Its product is annotated as heat shock protein 83-like. Bases 1 to 780 code for a protein of 259 amino acids. The transcript has 4 exons. Gene Ontology annotation, biological process: protein stabilization; protein folding; cellular response to heat. Gene Ontology annotation, cellular component: protein-containing complex; plasma membrane; cytosol. Gene Ontology annotation, molecular function: ATP-dependent protein folding chaperone; ATP hydrolysis activity; ATP binding. NCBI's taxonomy places the organism in Eukaryota, Viridiplantae, Streptophyta, Magnoliopsida, Zingiberales, Zingiberaceae. The record is from RefSeq and is a predicted model, not a curated record.